UUAAACUUCACAGUAGCCAUCGAUUUUACAGCUUCGAACGGUAACCCCUCACAGCCGACCUCCCUCCACUACAUGAAUCCCUACCAGCUGAACGCAUACGGCAUGGCAUUGAAAGCUGUCGGAGAGAUUAUCCAGGACUAUGACAGUGACAAAUUCUUCCCAGCUUAUGGCUUUGGUGCCAAGAUCCCACCAGAUGGCAAGAUUUCCCAUGAGUUCCCACUGAAUGGCGACCUGGAAAAUCCAAACUGCGUGGGGAUUCAGGGCGUGCUGGAGGCGUACUUUAAAAGUCUGCGGACGGUUCAGCUUUACGGGCCAACCAAUUUUGCGCCAGUUAUUAAUCAGGUUGCCAGUGCCGCAGGUCAAGUGACGGAUGGAUCUCAGUAUUAUGUCCUCCUGAUCAUCACCGACGGAGUCAUCUCUGAUAUGGCACAGACCAAAGAGGCCGUUGUCAAUGCGUCAUCAUUACCAUUGUCCAUUAUUAUAGUAGGAGUCGGCCCCGCAGAGUUCGAUGCAAUGGAAGAACUGGAUGGAGAUGAGGUCCGCGUUUCCUCCAGAGGCCGAUUGGCAGAAAGAGACAUAGUGCAGUUUGUGCCAUUUCGCGACUACGUGGACCGUUCCGGAAACCAAAUUCUCAGCAUGGCCCGGCUUGCCAAGGAUGUUUUAGCCGAGAUCCCAGAGCAGUUCCUCUCCUACAUGAAAUCUCGUGAGAUCAAGCCCCGUCCACUGCCGCCUUCCGCGCCCAUUCAGAACCUGCCCACGCACAUCUGA
Bufo bufo (common toad) is the source of this 768-nucleotide messenger RNA. Its product is annotated as copine-9-like. The coding region runs from base 73 to 768 and encodes 231 amino acids. Gene Ontology annotation, molecular function: calcium-dependent phospholipid binding. Lineage: Eukaryota; Metazoa; Chordata; Amphibia; Anura; Bufonidae. Gene Ontology annotation, biological process: cellular response to calcium ion. The record is from RefSeq and is a predicted model, not a curated record. Gene Ontology annotation, cellular component: plasma membrane. The transcript is spliced from 7 exons.